UCCAGAGCUCAGUUCAUCAGGAGUCUGUGAUCAUGGCACAGGUAAUGUUUGCACUCUUCGCACUUUUUCUGGUUUCAGUCUGCACAGGACAGGACUUUUGUGUGGGAAAGUGUCCCCACUACAAAGUACUCGAGGCCUACCCGGACUUUGAGGUGCGCUUAUAUGACACUUCCACCUGGAUUACUACCAAGAUUGACAGCUCCCAGUCCAGUGAUGUCCUCGCUGCAAAUUCACGGCUGAAGGAUUAUGCCAAGAAGCAAACUGAAGCAGGUUUUGAGAUCUCUAGUGACACUUGGCCUGCACUGGUCAAGGUCACAGAUGGUAAAGGUGAUCCUGAAUUUGCCUUGUCCUGGUUUAUUCCUCCUGGUACCACAACACCUGAAAAUUCUGAUCCCUUGGUCCAACUGGAAAGUAAACCUGAAGCCACUGUGUAUGUCAGGGUUUUCGGUGGCGCUCCAAGCAUCCAGAGUGGCCAAGAAAAUGCAAAGAAGCUUCGUGAGGCCUUGAUUACAGCUGGGAAAACCUUUGAUCAUGACACUUACAAUGGAGCUGGAUAUGAAUCAUUUUUCUCUCUUACUCACCACAAUGAAAUUUGGAUCUACUCUGCCUGACAACAGCAGACAUCGUGAGCUGAACAAAAUCUUUUCAUCAUGUAAUCAAAGUGGGUUUUUCCAUAGACAUCAUUUACUGUUUCACUUGCAGUAAAAAAUCAUGCACUGUAUUUUUUGGGGGGCAUCCGUAGAUUUUUUGUUCUACACAUCUCCACAGGGGUUUACUUUUUUAAGUGUGUGUUUUGUGUCUUUUUCUAUUUCUUUACUGUUUGCAAAAGCCCUUGUUUUUAAUUUCAUGCAUUGGUAGAAUGUUCCUUACAUGAGUCAGCCCUGGAGGAACUUUCCUGCAGGUCUCCAAUUACACAGAAAUGCAUUUAGACUUGUUUGUGCAAAAGCUGAACAUACCUCCAGGGUUAUUGUUUCUGGGCUACGUCCUGACAUACUGGUUUAUCUGCAUGUAAAUAAAGAUUGCUCGCAAAUGAUAACACUUGACUACCUUAAGAAACUAAAAGAUCCUCCCAUUCCAAAAACAUUACCCUUUCUGUUUGUUUGGAUGCAUAAUUACAUGAAACUGCUACAGUCACAGAAACAUGGCUAACUACAACUGAAAUAAAAAAGCCAUCUACUUUGUAAUAAAAAGAAUUUGUAGGAUCUGA
Molecule: messenger RNA, 1207 nt
Organism: Maylandia zebra (zebra mbuna)
Lineage: Eukaryota; Metazoa; Chordata; Actinopteri; Cichliformes; Cichlidae
Cellular component (GO): cytoplasm
Molecular function (GO): heme binding
Source: RefSeq, a predicted model, not a curated record